AUGGGUGGGUGUGAUUUUUCUUCUUCAAGCUCUAGUUUAAGUACUUCAUCUGACGGAGGAUAUUCAGAUCAUAGUAAUGGCCCUAAUAGAAGAGGGGACGACGGCGACGAUGGAGCUACUUAUAUAAUCAUUCUGAUAGUAUUAUCGCUUAUAUUGGAUUGGCUAAUUACUCCUAAAUACAGUGUUAUCAAGCUUCAGGUCGGAUUAUCAGGUACAACUAGAUCACUGCAAAAGGAUCUCAACACAAUUUGUAAGAAAGCUGAUACCUCCGGAGAAGAAGGCUACAGAUAUAUAUUACAAGAGACAGCAGCAGCUCUAAUUCGGAAUCCUGAUGAUGGUAUAACGUGUUGUUCCUCUGUAGAUGUUAAUAGGGGCAUAGAGAAAAGUGAGAGAGUAUAUCGUCGGUGUAUUAUGAAAGAAAGGCGUAAAUUUGAUGAGCUUACUCUAGUCAAUGUGAACAACAUCAAAAAGAAAAAGGCUACAAGCGGAAGAUCUAAUGGGUUUGGCAGCGAGAAUAUUGUGGUUACGAUUAACGUGUGUGCUACUGGGAUACAUAGUCUACCGCCCAUUAAAAACAGAGAAGAUUUCAAGAAAGCUUUGGAAAUGCUGGCAUCUAUUCCUGACAAAAUCAAGGGCGUCGAGGUGUUAUGGACACCACAAAUGAAAGUCGAUAUUCUUACAAAGGAAGAAAUGAGUAAAAAGUAUCCAGAAUUGCAGCCUUUUGAUGAAACUGUUGAGAAAAUUGUCCACAUUGGCUCUAUGAACAAAUACUAA
This is a messenger RNA of Erigeron canadensis, 774 nucleotides long. RefSeq lists its product as uncharacterized. Bases 1 to 774 code for a protein of 257 amino acids. The transcript has 6 exons. Gene Ontology annotation, cellular component: chloroplast. NCBI's taxonomy places the organism in Eukaryota, Viridiplantae, Streptophyta, Magnoliopsida, Asterales, Asteraceae. The record is from RefSeq and is a predicted model, not a curated record.